Messenger RNA from Mobula hypostoma (lesser devil ray), 1972 nucleotides. RefSeq names its product e2f-associated phosphoprotein (gene eapp). The record is from RefSeq and is a predicted model, not a curated record. Bases 25 to 897 code for a protein of 290 amino acids. Gene Ontology annotation, cellular component: nucleus. Gene Ontology annotation, biological process: positive regulation of cell population proliferation. The transcript is spliced from 6 exons. Lineage: Eukaryota; Metazoa; Chordata; Chondrichthyes; Myliobatiformes; Myliobatidae.
CGCCCGCUGGUGACGCUGGUGAACAUGAACGGACUGGAGGCUGAGGAUCCGUACCUGGUGGAGGAGCUGAGUGAGGAGGAGCCUGUGUCCAGUUCUGAGGAUGAGUUGGACGUUUUACUCCACGGCACGCCGGAACGCAAGCGCAAGCUGAUCAGGGAAUGUUUAACGGGUGAAAGUGAGUCCAGCGAUGACGAGUUUGAGAAAGAGAUGGCAGCAGAGUUGGAUUCCACCAUGAAGGUUAUUGAGGGGAGCUGGUCACUCAUUCCUGAAGGUGCUUCCUCCAGUGUUGUAAGCUCCCAGUCACAAACGGCUCCCCAGCAUCAGUACUAUAACGAAGUUUACUUUGACUCUGACUCGGAGGAAGAAGAUGAGCAAGAAGGAGGCGGUUCACAGGGCAAGCACAAGAGGCAGAGGCAGAGGCAAAAGGUUCUGACAAAUGACGAGCUGUUGUACGACCCAGAUCAAGACGACCGCGACCAGGCCUGGGUUGACAUGCAGAGGAGAGGGUAUCGUGGACUUAAUAAGCAACCAAACAUGUCAGAAUCUCUACCAGUUCCUAGCAGUGAUGCAGUUUUGAACUGCCCAGCUUGCAUGACAACUCUGUGUCUGGACUGCCAACGCCACGACUUGUACAAGGAGCAGUACAGAGCUAUGUUUGUGAUGAAUUGUAUCAUUAAUAGAGGAGAAAUUCUCCGGUACAAGAAUCCUCCAAACAGGAAGAGGAGAAACAGAUGCAAGAAGGUGAAAUAUCCCAGUGGAGAUACCUCUGCCAGUUCAAAACAAGAUGGGGAGGAGAUAUAUCAUCCAGUGCGCUGUGCAGAGUGUUCAGUGGAAGUAGCUGUUUUUGACAAAGAUGAAGUGUACCAUUUCUUUAAUGUUCUGGCCAGCCAUUGUUAAUGUCACAAAUACUUUUUUUUAAAAAAAAAGUCCUGCUGAUUUACUGAGUCUAACCACUUCGGAAAUGGAGUAGUUAACUGUUCCAGCAGUAUCAAUCAGUAUAAUUCUGUAUAACACAGCCACUUUCAGCUGAGAUGGGUGUAGACUCAAGCUGGGUAGUCUGCUUUUUAACACAGACACCAUGUCUUCAGUAUUGGCUCGCUUAUUUUGAUUAGUGGCAUGUUAAAUUUUUUCUAAAAUAUCGAUCUGGAGUGGGAGGCUAAGAAAACUGUAGCUUGGCAACACAGAGGGUAAGAUUGGAAGUUUUAAAAUUGAACCUCAAAAUCACUGUGGUAAAUAAAGUUAAUGAUCUUAGGUUUUCAAAGUGUAGAUAGGAACAGAAAAUAAAGCUAUUGUUAAUUUCCUUCAAAUCCAUUGACUCCAGGCCCAAUUCACUUAAUUUGUGUUUCCUGACCAACAUGGACUUUAACAUACAUAUAAAUCCUCCAUAUUGUAUAUAUAGUCCAUUUCCCUGAGUUUCCACAAGCAAGACAUACUACAAAUUCCAGACAGCACUGGAGGUCAGGAUUGAAGAAAGGCUGCUAGAAACAAGGUACAGAAGACUGCAGGAUAGGAGAGCAGAAUUAGGCUAUUCGGCAAAUUCAAUCUGCUCUGUGAUCCAUUUUGGGCAAUUUAUUUGCCUUGUCAACCCUAUUCUCCUGCCUUCUCCCUGUAACCUUAGUCCCUAAACAAGAACUUAUCAACCUCCACAGCAAGCAAUAGCAAUGAAUUUUACAGAUUCACCACCUUCUGUCUAAAGAAAUUCCUCACAUCUAUUCUGUAGGAAUGUCCUAUUCACCCCCCACUAUAGGAAACAUCCUCUCCCCAUCCACUGGGUUUCAAUGUGAUUUCCCCCCUUAAAAAUCCAUGUUAAUGCUUGUGUAUUUAAUAUUUUAAUGAGUAAUCUUGUGUUUAUAUAUUUUAUUAAGCAUUCUUGUUCAUUUAAUUAGUUACCGUACUGGUUAUAUGUAAAAAUGCAUUAAUUGCAAACAUCGUGAUAUGUGCUCGUCUCAAAGUAAACUCAAACUGGACACAU